AGCUAUGCUCAUACCUCUACUAUUCUUAGCAGCUUUAAUUUUGUUAUUGUGGAAAUGGCUGGAUAUUCGCUCCGUUCGUGAUCUCACCAACAUUGCUCGUUCUCUUGGCAGUGGUAAUGGCCAGCAUUUCUUUUCAAAUUUAUUCCAGGUAGAAGAAAAUUCAAAGCGGCAUGGCGGGGAACUAGUGGCGUCCGUGCUAAAGUCACAUGACGUCAAGGAGAUCUUUGUUCUGUGCGGUGGUCACAUCUCCCCAAUUUUGGUAGCUGCUGAGAACUUGGGUAUUAAGAUAAUCGACACCAGACAUGAGGUUACUGCAGUCUUCGCCGCAGACGCGGUUGCACGUCUACGGCAGUCCAUUGGAGUCGCUGCUGUUACCGCAGGUCCUGGGUUGACGAAUACGAUCACUGCUGUCAAGAAUGCCCAAAUGGCUGAAAGCCCCCUGCUGCUUAUUGGUGGCGCUGCGCCAUCUUUAUUGAAAGGUCGUGGUGCUUUACAGGACAUUGACCAACUUGUUCUCUUCCGUCCUCUUUGUAAAUAUGCUGCUCGUGUAGAACGUCUUCGAGACAUCGUACCAACAUUACGACAAGCCAUUAAGGCUGCCACUUCUGGAAGCCCUGGCCCGGUUUUUGUAGAAUUCCCCGUUGAUGUGCUAUACCCUUACCAACUGGUUGUCAAGGAAAUCGGUUUUAAUCCAAACGCCACCGGAUUUGUGCAGAAAGCACUGAACAUCUACCUUCGGGCUUAUGUGUCUCGACAAUUCAAUGCUGCAUGGGAUCCACAAGAUAUCACACCUCUUCCUAAUGUAAUCCCAAUGCCAAAAGUGGAACAGGUUUCGAAUAUUGUAGAACUCAUACGACGAGCGAAAAAACCAGUGAUGCUUAUUGGUAGUCAAGCAACACUUCCACCUGUUGCUCCCAAGGAAUUAGUUGAAGCUGUUGAGACGCUGGGCAUCCCCGUAUAUCUGGGAGGCAUGGCUCGUGGGCUUCUUGGUAAAGAAAGUCGUCUGCAGAUGCGCCAGAACAGAAAAGAAGUUUUACGCGAUGCCGAUCUCACCAUUUUAGCAGGAACAGUCUGUGAUUUUCGUCUUUCAUACGGACGUGUGUUGUCGAAGAAAUCGAAGAUUGUUUGUGUAAAUAGAAAUAUAAAUCAAUUAACAAAGAAUGAAAAGGCGUUUUGGAAUGCAGAUGUAUCCGUGUUGGCCGACGUUGCAUCUACACUGGUUUUGAUCGCGAAAGAAUUAAAAAGAGCAAGUGGGUAUGAAGUGCCACGCUCGUGGAUAGAUGAGUUGAGAAGCAAAGAAGAUGAAAAAGAAGCAGCGAAUGCGAAGAAAAUGAGUGAAGAGCUGGCGAACGGAUUCAUUAAUCCUCUAAACUUCCUUGCCCGCCUAGACAAGAAACUUCCUGACAACGCAAUCCUUGUUGCUGACGGCGGAGACUUUGUGGGGUCAGCAGCAUAUAUAGUAAGACCUCGUGGACCACUGCAAUGGCUUGAUCCUGGAGCAUUCGGAACUCUUGGAGUCGCUGGCGGAUUUGCUCUGGGGGCUAAGGUUGUUCAUCCCGAUAGUCCCGUUUAUAUUCUCUGGGGAGAUGGUUCCUCUGGUUACUCUAUCAUGGAAUACGAUACAUUCACGCGACACAAACUACCAGUCAUUGGCGUGAUAGGCAAUGAUGCAUGUUGGACUCAAAUAGCACGAGAACAAAUCCCCAUGUUCAACAGCAGUGUUGCGGUGGAUCUUAGCCGCACGCGUUAUGACGAUGUAGCGAUAGCUCUCGGAGGCUGGGGUACAACUUUAUCCGCGGAAAAUGUGCAAUACACUGAGGAUCUGUUGGAUGAGGCUCUCAGACAUAGUCAGCAAGGACGCAGUGCACUGUUGAACGUGCUUAUCGGCAAGACAGACUUUAGAGAGGGUUCAAUAUCAGUCUGAAGUCUCGACUACAUGCGAUAGACGCGAUGCAGCGUAUUUGUUUUUUAUAGAUCCGUCUCUGACGAAGGCUGUCGGAUUUUUUGCGGAGCGAAAGCGCGGCGCUUGUUACCUUCUGCGAUGACUAGGACUCAUACGCCCGCGCACG
Cylicocyclus nassatus is the source of this 2069-nucleotide messenger RNA. The record is from the annotation of a GenBank genome assembly. Lineage: Eukaryota; Metazoa; Nematoda; Chromadorea; Rhabditida; Strongylidae.